Molecule: messenger RNA, 315 nt
Organism: Symbiodinium natans
Lineage: Eukaryota; Dinophyceae; Suessiales; Symbiodiniaceae
Source: the annotation of a GenBank genome assembly
AUGGCAUGCUGGCUUGGAGCCUUUCUUGGUAGACCCGAAGGCUUGACGACAGCAUCGCAAAAUCGGCCCAUACACGGUGGGUAUCCGCAACCAGUGCAGUGGUCGGCAUGGCCUUGGUGCACGGAGUUCAGCACAGAGGGCCCGGGCCUGAAGAUGGAGCUGCAGGAAGCCCUAGGGCCCACCAAGCGUGCCUGGCCCGACGGUGUCGGAGAGGCAUUGCCGACUUGCACUUCAGCAAAGCGCAUCUGCACCAACCAGGUCUACCACACCCGCAAGCGUGCCCGUGAGCCGGAAGCCUUGGCUGUCCACAGCUGA